This is a messenger RNA of Dromiciops gliroides (monito del monte), 339 nucleotides long. Its product is annotated as 60S ribosomal protein L38-like. The transcript is spliced from 2 exons. The record is from RefSeq and is a predicted model, not a curated record. NCBI's taxonomy places the organism in Eukaryota, Metazoa, Chordata, Mammalia, Microbiotheria, Microbiotheriidae. Gene Ontology annotation, cellular component: cytosolic large ribosomal subunit; ribosome. Gene Ontology annotation, biological process: translation; protein-RNA complex assembly. Gene Ontology annotation, molecular function: structural constituent of ribosome. The coding region runs from base 1 to 288 and encodes 95 amino acids.
AUGCCACUGGCCCUUUGGAAGUUGCUCAGUCUCUCAGGCCCUGCGCUGACCCCUCAUUCUACCACUGCUGCCACCAGGCCCCAAAAAAUCAAGGAAAUGAAAGACUUCUUGCUCACAGCCAGGCAAAAGGAUGCCAAAUCUGUAAAGAUCAAGAAAAACAAGGACAAUGUGAAGUUUAAGGUUCUCUGUAGCAGGGACCUGUAUACCUUUGUCAUCACAAACAAAGAGAAGGCAGAGAAACUUAAACAGUCCUUGUCUCCUGGUUUGGCUGUGAAGGAGCUGAAGUGAAGGAAUCAUUCAAUGUUUCACCUGUAUUAAAAUGUGUUUUAAAAAAAUAAA